AUGACUCGUCUUCUCUCAAACCAGGCCGAUGUCAGGAAUCAAGUCUUCCUUCUUGAACAGGAUAUUACCACUCACAGUCACAUCUGUAUGUUUCUCCCAAAAUUCCAUUUAAACUGGUAUUGUGAGGUCUAUAAGGAGAGGUUUGAUCAUGCGAAGAAGCAUGUGCUUAAAUGCCUCGACAAUUGUCCUGUCGAGGUCAUUCGCUGCUUCUUCAAUCGCUCAUGGCAUUUUAUAGAUGCAUAUUGCAGAGGGUUCACCAGGAAGGCAGUGGAAUGGGCUAUUCACAAGCAGAAAAGUCAUCGCACUGUUUCUCAAAGUGCGAUGAUGAGCAUCGAGGCAGUUCUCAACUAG
Molecule: messenger RNA, 351 nt
Organism: Heterobasidion irregulare TC 32-1
Lineage: Eukaryota; Fungi; Basidiomycota; Agaricomycetes; Russulales; Bondarzewiaceae
Exons: 2
Coding region: 1-351 (116 amino acids)
Source: RefSeq, a predicted model, not a curated record